UUUCUUGUGGUCACGUGAACACGAGAGUGAUUGCGAUUGAUGCGUUGUGGCGUUGCUACGCAACACAAUACACAAACAACUGUCACACUGACAGUUUUUGAAAGUUGUUUAUUUAUUUUUUGAGAUGGCAGAGCCAACACAAACCGACUUAUUGGAAGCCGUGAAAGAGUCGUUGCACAAGGACGGCCGUUUGGAGAAAUUUAAAGCCGAGUUGAGGGCUGCCGUAAUGUCAGUAUUGAACAAGAAUUCAACGGAAGAGGAGCCCCCAAAGGUGCCGGACGAAACGCGAUUUAUCAAUGAAUUGAUUAGGGAAUACUUAUCUUGGAACGGUUACCUGUACACUGAGCAAAUUCUUGCCGCAGAAUGUGGACAAAACAUGGAACGUUUGAGUCGUGAUGUCUUGACGACCAAACUGGGGGUCAUGGAUGAUUCAAGGACUGCGAAAAUUCCGUUAUUGUAUUAUAUCGUGUCCGCGUUCCAAAAUCAUGAAAUCAAUGAGGAAACUUAACACAUGUAUUAGAAAAAUCAAUACAAAAUCAAUCGCUUUCA
Molecule: messenger RNA, 549 nt
Organism: Tribolium castaneum (red flour beetle)
Lineage: Eukaryota; Metazoa; Arthropoda; Insecta; Coleoptera; Tenebrionidae
Product: centrosomal protein 20
Exons: 3
Coding region: 125-508 (127 amino acids)
Biological process (GO): microtubule anchoring
Cellular component (GO): microtubule organizing center
Molecular function (GO): protein binding
Source: RefSeq, a predicted model, not a curated record